Messenger RNA from Diversispora eburnea, 438 nucleotides. Lineage: Eukaryota; Fungi; Glomeromycota; Glomeromycetes; Diversisporales; Diversisporaceae. The record is from the annotation of a GenBank genome assembly.
AUGGCUGUUCUUAAUAAAAAUCUUGAAGGUGUAGUGGCAAUUGGAACAGAAUUUGAAAAUAAUGAAUUAAACUAUCCAUAUACUGUAUUUGCUACCAAAUCACUUGUCAAAGGUAGUAAACUAUCUCUUAAUGCAGCCAAUAGUGGAUGUUUCAGUACUCCCACGAAGCAAGCUUUAAUCCAUGCAGAAUUUAAGAAUUUGAAACGAAUUUCUGCUCCCAAUAACAGGGCAUCAUCUGAUAGCUUAUUACCGGAGGCAUCUUGGAUAAAAACUCUCAAGGAAGCGUCGACAGUUCCGUCACCAGCGAAAAUUUUAUCUAGUUCUAGUGACAUCUUGUCUCUAGAAAAACUGGCCUUAGAAAAAAAUUUAAUUGAGACUGGAACCAAAGUCAGGAAUUUAACAUUUCAAUUUUCAGAACACUUUAUUGAUUUUUCAUAA